Messenger RNA from Betta splendens (Siamese fighting fish), 1923 nucleotides. Its product is annotated as UNC93-like protein MFSD11. Bases 303 to 1640 code for a protein of 445 amino acids. Lineage: Eukaryota; Metazoa; Chordata; Actinopteri; Anabantiformes; Osphronemidae. The record is from RefSeq and is a predicted model, not a curated record. The transcript has 13 exons.
AGCAUGAGCAAAAGGUCCCAGACGAAAAAGGAAAACUGCAAAAAAAAAAAAAAACUUUUAAUGGAAGUCACAAGUUGUCAUGCGUACUCUGCAUGACAGGAGGGAACUUCUCUUAUAACAGAACCACACUGUUUGUCUGCAUACUCUCUCCUCCUUAGCCGCCGCCGUGCGCACUUUGAACUGUAACUAAACAGCCAGGGAAGUCAACUUUAGCAGCGCCAGUUUAAGAGCGUCUUUACAUGGAUUUAUCCGGAUGACAGUCACGUACUACUACACCUAGGAUGUGUUUGUAGGACGGCACCAUGGCAGACGCACGGACUUUCAACGUUGUGGUUUUAGGUGUGGGCUUUCUGUUUAUCUUCACUGCCUUCACCACGUGUGGGAACAUUGAACAAACCGUGGUGAAAAGCCUGGCGAACGACACCUUCUCGGGCAGCGGGUACCACAGCCUUGGAAUCAUCUAUGGAGUUUUCUCCUUCUCAAACCUCCUGGCUCCAGCGGUCGUCGCGGUGGUUGGACCCAGAAUCACGAUGUUUAUAAGUGGGCUGCUUUACAGCGGGUACGUGGCCGUGUUCAUCGCCCCCUCAACGUGGUCCUUCUACCUGACCUCGGUGCUCGUCGGCGUGGGAGCAGCCAUGCUGUGGACGGCGCAGGGACACUUCCUGGUGGACAACUCGGAGGCCUCCACCAUCAACAGGAACACCGCCGUGUUCUGGGCGCUCCUACAGUGCAGCAUGUUGUUUGGAAACCUUUACAUUUAUUUUGACUGGAAUGGAAGAACAGAAAUCUCAGACAGCGGCAGGAGAACCAUCUUCCUGUCCCUGUUCGUCACCUCUGCGCUCGGCACGCUCAGCUUCCUGGUGCUGGGAAAGAGCCGGCGUGAUGAGGAGAUGCUCUCUGAAGAGGAAGGCCAGUCGCUGCUCUCCACACGCCUGAUGUACAAACACAGAGCACACGCCGCCGUACAAGAUGCCAAGUCGGAAUUCAGGACCAUCCUGCGCCUGGCGGGGGAUAAAACCAUGGUGCUGCUGGGCCCAUGCAUGGCGUACAGCGGGCUGGAGCUGGCCUUCUACAGCGGCGUCUACGGGACGUGCAUCGGGGCCACCGCGCAGUUCGGAGCAGCGGCUAAAGGUUUGAUUGGGAUUUCUGGGAUCGUCGUGGGCGUUGGAGAAAUCGUAGGCGGGGGCCUGUUCGGGCUGCUGUGCAGGAACAACUGCUUCAGGCGGACGUCGGUGGUGUUUCUGGGCAUGGUCGUCCAUUUCAUCGCCUUCUACUUGAUCUUCCUCAACGUCCCCGCUGAUGCUCCCGUAGUCCUCAGAACCAGCACGCAGACGAGCCCAUAUCUGACUCCGAGCGCCUCCGUGGCCCUGCUGUGCAGCUUCCUGCUCGGACUCGGGGACAGCUGCUUCAACACGCAGCUCUACAGCAUAUUAGGCCGCGUUCACGCCGAACAAAGCGCGCCUGCCUUUGCCAUCUUUAAAUUCAUCCAGUCUGUGUUUGCAGCCGUGGCGUUCUUCUACAGCGGCUACCUCAUGCUGAUGUGGCAGCUGCUGCUGAUGGUCGUCCUGGGCUUCGCCGGGACGCUUUGCUUCUUCGCGGUGGAGAGAAUACAGAACAUCUCCGUCGACUUUCAGGAAUAACAGGAGGAACUCCUACGUCUUUUCUUCCGUUGAGAUAGGAUUCACACUGAAUCCCUUUAAAGAAGCAUUUUAACAGUAUUCUGUGCUUGUGUUGUAGCUUAUCGCGCUCAGGUUUUCUUAUGCUGUUCAUCGUUUGCCUACAGUGAUACUGUGGUUUUGGUAGAAAAAAUAAAUGAAAAUGUUCCUGUGAUUGUGUGUCAAAAGGAAUUAACCCAUUUCAAUUUCUGGAAAUUGUAAUGUUUGAUAAUAAAGUUUUGUGCAUUUUGCAUUUUUAGAAGAAGAA